GAUAUAAAAUAUUCCAAAGUUGCAGAUAACAAUUAACGGGGGUAGAAUAAUUAAAUAUAUAUCAUUAAAUGUUUUUUUUUUUUUUUUUUUGACAGAUCAUUAAAUGUUUUUAAAAAGAAAAAUGCAUCACUUUUAAAAGUUGGCCUACCAUAGAAAGUGUGAGUAAUUUUACUACAAAAGCUAAGUUGCCUAGCUAGCUUUUGCUACAAUUCAUGUCCAAACUUAUAAUUUCUCUCCUCUCUUUUGAGAUUGAGCUCAUACAUGUUUGGGAUUGAGCUCAUACAUGUAGUAUCAUUUUGUUUAGUUACACAAUAUCUAAUCACGUAUAAAAUGUGGAGGUUGAAGAUAGCACAAGGGACAAAUGAGCCAUACUUGUACAGUACCAACAACUUUAUGGGGCGCCAAACUUGGGAGUUUGAUCCCAACUAUGGCACCCCCGAAGAGAGAGAGGAGGUUGAAAAAAUUCGCAGUAACUUCUAUGAAAAACGCUUUCAAAUUAAGGCUUGUGGUGAUCUCAUUUGGCGCCAUCAAUUCCUACGUGAGAAAAACUUCAAGCAAACAAUACCUCAAGUGAAGGUGGAGGAUGGGGAGGAGAUCACACUCGAAGCCGCCUCAACGACGAUGAAGAGAGCUGCGCGUUACCUUAUAGCUUUGCAAGCUGAGGAUGGCCAUUGGCCUGCUGAUACUGCUUUUCCUCUAUUUCACAUCCCUCCUUUGGUAUUUUGCUUAUACGUAACAGGACAUCUAAAUUCUAUUAUCUCAGCUCAACACCGAACAGAAAUUUUUCGUACCAUUUACAAUCAUCAGAAUGAAGAUGGAGGUUGGGGAUUUCAUUGUGAAGGACCUAGCACAAUGUUUUGUACCGUGCUCAAUUACAUUUGUUUGCGGAUGCUUGGUGUAGGACCUGAUGAAGGUGAUCACAACGCGUGCCCUAGAGCUCGCAAAUGGAUCCUUGACCAUGGCAGCGCUACACUUAUUCCUUCCUGGGGGAAAACUUGGCUCUGUAUACUUGGUCUAUAUGAUUGGUCCGGAUGUAACCCAAUGCAACCCGAGUUAUUUCUUCUUCCAACCUUUCUUCCAAUGCAUAAGGUAAAAAUGUGGUGCUACACUCGAAUGGUGCUAAUGCCAAUGUCAUACUUAUAUGGAAAAAGGUUUGUGGGUCCAAUAACACCACUAAUUAAGCAACUUAAAAAAGAACUCUACAACGAACCCUUUGACCAAAUUAGUUGGAGGAAAGCUCGUCAUUCCUGUGCUGCGGAAGAUCUCUUUUACCCUCACCAGUUGAUUCAAGAUUUGAUUUGGGACACAUUACAUUACUUUGUGGAGCCUUUCUUUACUCGGUGGCCCCUAAACCAGUUAGUUCGAAAGAGAGCUUUGGAGGUUACUAUGAAGCACAUUCAUUACGAAGACGAAGACAGUAAUUACAUAACACUUGCAUGUGUGGAAAAGGUGCUAUGUAUGUUGGCAUGUUGGGUGGAAAAUCCCGAAGGAGAUGAUUUCAAGAAACAUCUUGCUAGAAUUUCGGAUUAUAUAUGGAUAUCCGAGGAUGGAUUAAAAGUGCAGGGUAUUGGGAGCCAACAAUGGGAUUGUGGACUAUCUGUCCAAGCAUUGUUAGCUUCAAAUCUGGGCCUUGAUGAAAUUGGACCUGCUUUAAACAAAGCUCACUUCUACAUCAAAGAGUCACAGAUAAAGAAAAAUCCAUCUGGAGACUUCAAAAGUAUGUAUCGUCACAUCUCGAAGGGAGCUUGGGGAUUCUCUGCUCCAGAUCAUGGUUGGCAAGUUUCUGAUUGCACUGCUGAAGCUCUUAAGUGUUGCUUAAUCUUAUCAACGAUGCCCCCUGAAAUUGUUGGAGAAAAGAUGGACACUAAGCAUAUUUUUGAUUCCGUCAAUUUCUUGCUUUCUUUACAGAGUAAAAAUGGAGGGCUUACUGCCUGGGAGCCAGCAAGAGGUUACAAAUGGUUAGAAGUUAUUAACUCAACAGAUUUCUUUGCCAAUGUUAUCGUUGAGCACGAGUACGUAGAGUGUACGAGUUCGGUAAUACAAGCUCUAGUAUUGUUCAAGAAGUUAUAUCCAAGCCAUAGGAAGAAAGAGAUUGAAACUCUAAUCACAAAAGCUGUUGAAUACCUUGAGAACUCUCAAUUUUCUGAUGGAUCUUGGUACGGAAAUUGGGGAAUUUGCUUCACGUAUGGGACAUUUUUUGCUCUUAAAGGGCUAGCCGUGACAGGAAAGACAUACGAUAAUUGUGCAGCCAUUAGAAAGGGUGUUGAAUUUCUUCUCGCAACACAAAUGGAGGAUGGUGGCUGGGGUGAGAGCUACCUUUCAUGUCACAAGGAGAAACUUGUGCCACUUCCAAAAUCCAAUUUGGUCCAAACUGCGUGGGCUUUGAUGGGUCUACUCCAUGGUGGGCAGGCAAAUAGGGACCUUAGUCCUCUACACCGUGCAGAAAUUACGGGAACGUCCUUGAAGACGUGCAUAUUAAAUUAUCCAUUGUACAGGAAUUAUUUCUCAUUGUGGGCACUUGCUGAAUAUAUCAAGAUUGUUCCAUUACCUUCAACCAACUCUGUUUAA
Molecule: messenger RNA, 2568 nt
Organism: Chenopodium quinoa (quinoa)
Lineage: Eukaryota; Viridiplantae; Streptophyta; Magnoliopsida; Caryophyllales; Amaranthaceae
Product: beta-amyrin synthase-like
Exons: 17
Coding region: 262-2568 (768 amino acids)
Biological process (GO): triterpenoid biosynthetic process
Cellular component (GO): lipid droplet
Molecular function (GO): beta-amyrin synthase activity
Source: RefSeq, a predicted model, not a curated record